Molecule: messenger RNA, 1285 nt
Organism: Lathyrus oleraceus (garden pea)
Lineage: Eukaryota; Viridiplantae; Streptophyta; Magnoliopsida; Fabales; Fabaceae
Product: probable BOI-related E3 ubiquitin-protein ligase 2
Exons: 5
Coding region: 32-1222 (396 amino acids)
Molecular function (GO): ubiquitin-protein transferase activity
Source: RefSeq, a predicted model, not a curated record
AAUAAUAAUUGUAUUUGUAUCUCCAUUUCUUAUGCAACACCCACUCCGUUGUUAUCUUCCCUCUAUUCUAUUCUAUAUUCAUCCAUCCACUCUUCUUCAACCUUCCUUUCUUUUCUUCCAGAUCUCUCCCACCCUUUUCUUCAUCAUCUACCAUUUCAAUUUCAAGUUUUCAGUUGAGACUUAUACACAAUCAAGGAUAAUGUUUGGGGGAAACAACAAUGUAAACCGGGUUCUUCCUGGUUUUGUAGAUGAGACUCAGAUUCAGUAUCAAAAUAAUGCGGCAAAUCAGUUGCAGUUGUUUGGAAAUUUACAAGAUGGAUGCAGUGUUGAUCUGGUUAACUUUGGAAAUGAGCAUAUUGGUUCCAUGACUCUGCCUAAUAAUAAGCGAAGCAGGGAUUUGGGAGAUAUUUCAAAUCAGCAAAGGCUUCAAAUUUCCUUAAAUUACAAUGCCCGUCAAGAUGAACUCGGCCGAUCAGCAAGUAUUCCAAACCCUAAUCACGUUUCAACAGGAUUGAGGCUUUCGUACGAUGAUGAUGAGCGCAACUCAACCGUUACUUCUGCUAGUGGCAGCAUAACUACCACACCUUCUAUCAUAUUGUCUCUUGGUGAUAAUAUCAGAACCGAGCUUGAUCGGCAGCAAGAAGAUUUGGACCAGUAUAUCAAACUUCAGAAGGAACAAUUGUCGAAAGGAGUACAAGAUAUGAAGCAAAAACACAUGACAUCUCUUGUUACUUCAAUUGAGAAAGGCAUUGGUAAGAAGCUAAAAGAAAAAGAUGUUGAAAUCGAAAACAUGAACCGUAAAAACAAGGAGCUAGUCGAGAGAAUAAAGCAGGUCGUUGUUGAGGCGCAAAAUUGGCACUAUAGAGCAAAGUAUAACGAAUCAGUUGUCAGCGUGUUGCGGAACAACCUUCAGCAGGCAAUUUCGCAUGGAGUUGAGCAUGAACUAAAGGAAGGAUUUGGAGACAGUGAAGUUGACGAAGCUUCCUCGUAUAUAGAUCCUAAUAACUUCUUGAACGUUUCAGGCGCGCUUAUGAAGCCUAUUUACAAAAGCCACCAAGGAACGGAGAAUCUUUAUUGCAGAGCAUGCAAAGAAAAAGAGGUUUGCAUGUUGAUGAUGCCUUGUAGACACUUGUGCUUGUGUAAAUAUUGUGAUGGAUUUAUCAAUGUUUGUCCUGUAUGCCAAUUGGUAAAAACCGCAAGUUUCGAGGUUUAUCUGUCUUAAUAUUAUGACGAAGGGUAAGUAUUUGAAAGCAACAACAAUGGAAUAUAUAAACUUGUUUUUCUA